UACUCUCGGUAGAUGUUAAGUGUGACCCGUGUUCGUUCAAGCCGGCUGGUCAGCUGGCUUUCCUGCAAAGAGACGCCGUAUUGGAGCGGCUUAGCUAGUAACAGCAUUAGCUGAUAUGUAGUUAUUCUAUUAGCACUAUUAAGAAAAAAUAAUCAAAUACAAGUGGGGGAUAUUCGGCGGGCAAAGUCGACGUUUAGUUUAGCUACGAAGCGAACGCGGAAGGGAGCGCGGAGGUCUCUCUCGCUCUCAGCUGCGGCUUCGUUUCUGAUGAACCGACAGCGUCGGUGUCGUGAACAUCAGAGGUCUCCGGUUUCGCGUGCAAUUAUAGACGGUAUAAUGUCGUUCAGGCAAAGAUCACGAGUGGCACAUGUGAAGAGCGACCAGUGAAGGAGCUCUGAUCCACCAUGGGAAACACGGCGUCGAAGAGUGACAGCGGAGAAGAACCUCCUAAAACAACUUUGUUUGAAAGGGAGCCAAGUGGGAUAACAUACAGAAUCCCUGCUCUCAUCUAUCUGAGGCACUGUCACACCUUCCUCGCCUUUGCAGAGAAAAGAUCCUCACCCUGUGACAAUGACGCCAAAAUCCUUGUUAUGAGAAAAGGCACCUUGAAAGAGGAUGGAUCUGUUCAGUGGUCGUCCAGUCAGGAGCUGUCCUCAGCAUCCCUACCAAACCACCGCACUAUGAACCCUUGCCCAGUGUAUGAAAAAAACAGCAAAACGCUCUUUCUGUUUUUCAUCUGUGUGUGGGGCGCCACCACAGAGAUGAAGCAGAUCCUCACAGGUAAGAACAAGACCCGGCUUUGCUAUGUCAGCAGCUGUGACGAUGGGCAAACUUGGAGUCAAGUGACAGACUUAACCGAGAGCGUGAUUGGCGAAACCAUCCACAGGUGGGCCACAUUCGCUGUGGGCCCUGGCCACGGUGUUCAGCUCGAGAACGGCCGAUUGGUCAUUCCUGCGUAUGCCUACUACAUUCCUUACAGAUGCUGUUCCUUGCCCCUUCCUUGCACAGUCUACCCACGUGCACUGUCAGUAUAUAGUGAGGACUUUGGACAGACGUGGCAUAUAGGUAAGAUGCUCCGGAAGAAGUCGUGUGAAUGUGAAAUGGCAGAGAUCAUAGACCACGAGGGCAGGAGCCACCUCUACUGCAAUGCUCGUAAUGCUGGGGGCCACAGGUGCGAGGCUCUUAGUGAAAACAGCGGCGUCUACUUUGACAAACCCCACAUGGCUACGGAGCUUGUCGAACCGCGUUCUGGCUGUCAGGGAAGCAUCAUCGGCUUUCCCGCUCCGGAAUUUGUUCCAAACGAUGAUGCGGAAAGCAAAGCCUGCGGCACGUCACUCCUGUCGCCAGACACGCAAACCUGGCUCCUCUUCAUGCACCCAACGAGCAAGUCCAGCAGAAGGGACAUGGGUGUGUAUUUGAACCGAUCCCCCCUGCACUCAUCCGGAUGGGACAGGCCCAGGAUCAUCCACAGGGGGCCCAGCGGUUACUCAGACCUGGCUUACAACGGGGACAAGGAUCAGUUUUCGUGCCUGAUGGAGUGCGGGAGGGAGAGUGAACUUGAGCAGAUUGCUUUCAUGUCGUUCUCUCUUAAUGAUGUCAUGCAGACGGGCGGCAAGAAAGAAAAGCGUUGAAUGGUUGAAUGAUGGUGGGUUUUAUUUCUGUAUUAACAAACGAAGCUCUCUGACAUUCUCCCGCAGCCUAACAAAAAAAAAAAAAAGAAAAAGAAAGAGAAAUCGAAGCAAAAGCCACUAAAUAUGCUGUGCAGUAACAUCCAUCUGUGUUUACUAUUGUUCUAUGUUCUGGAGAUGAUAAUGCAUGCAUGAGUCGUGUGUUUUGCUGUCUCCUUGUUUACAUAAAAAAGUUAUUAUCAGAUUAAUAUUAUUAAUAUGCAACAAGCUGUGUAAGGACGGACGCUGUUGUGAAGGGGCUAGGUGGUUCGUUUUAAGCAUGCUGUGCUGGACUGUCAUUUGGAAAAAACAGGCUUUGUGUGUAGCAUGUUUAAUAAGCACUUCACGCCCGUUUGCAUCUUUUUAAACUGUCAGUGUUUUCUGAGCAGCGUGAGACAAUUUGCCUACCUCUUUUUAAUUUUCAUAUGAAGAUCAUAACAGGCCUUGGAAAGAGUUUCCUCCGUGCUCGGUCUCUCCUUUUACACGUCCUGUGCUCUGAUUCACAUAUGCCUUCUACUCCACUGUUUAAACGUGGGCUGUGACACAGCCUGUCAGCGCUUUUCUGCAGGGCCACAGUGGGUGCCAUAAAAGGUGGCGAUAAAACUGGAGAGAAAAAAAGUACAUCCAGCUGAACUAUAUCUGAAGUUUUUUUUUUUGUUUUUUUUUUAAACAGCUGAUAGAUUAAUGCUACUUUUUACUGCACACAUAUUUUAUUACAUUAAUUCUCAAAAGCAAUUUUGCACUCAGUUAUUAUUUAUUUCCAGCACAUUUAGCAUGACUUCUUUUCCCAGCAUAAAGCACGUCAUAAUGACCAGAUAUGACUGGCUUGCUGUUAGUUGUCUAACGAUGGCAUGUAACAGCAGAUGAAGACACGCUAUUUAUAAAGCCAAUAGGAAUUUGCACAUGCAGAAUAUCGUACUGUGUGACAUUAAUGUCCCUCUUUGCCUGUUGUUGUGCGGCAAAAAAAAAAAAAAAAGCCUUGAGGUGGUACGACACUAGUUUAGUUGUGUUUCUCUUGUGGAAAGUGUCAAAAACCUGCAUGAAACAUGUAUUUUAGUACAAAAUAAAA
Messenger RNA from Archocentrus centrarchus (flier cichlid), 2736 nucleotides. It is a transcript of the gene neu3.1, whose product is annotated as sialidase 3 (membrane sialidase), tandem duplicate 1. Gene Ontology annotation, molecular function: exo-alpha-sialidase activity. Gene Ontology annotation, biological process: oligosaccharide catabolic process; ganglioside catabolic process. NCBI's taxonomy places the organism in Eukaryota, Metazoa, Chordata, Actinopteri, Cichliformes, Cichlidae. The record is from RefSeq and is a predicted model, not a curated record. The transcript is spliced from 3 exons. Bases 405 to 1631 code for a protein of 408 amino acids. Gene Ontology annotation, cellular component: intracellular membrane-bounded organelle; membrane; cytoplasm.